AUUGCGGUUCCCCGACUGGCCUUCUGGGUAGAGACUGCGCGAGUUGGAGUAGACAGUCGAUCGGUUCACGGCAAGCUUUCACACUCAUCAUCCCGUUUCGCACUCCCUCAAGCUCCCGGCGUCCUCGUCUCAAAACAGAGCUGUCUAGUUUUCGGCGGAUAUAACACGGAAAACGAAACAUUACUGGACAUUCUCUGAACACAAGAAUUGUCUCGAGAAAAUGGACAUGGAAAGACGAGCCUAGAUAAAGCCUUUUGUAACGGCGUGCUCCGAUGAAACCCAACAUGGCGCUGCUGCGAAGUACGGGAGAGCUGAAUAUUUUUUUUGAGUAUACGCGGACCUCACCACCUGUAUCUUUGAGCUCAAUCUGACAACGAAGAUACCAACCCAUGGGAAUUGUAGUUAUUAUGGUUCAUUUGACAGUUUUACCCAAUAAAGGUUUGUAUCUAAAGGGAUUUUCUUUUGCCAUGCCGACCUGGUGACAUUUGUGCUCAUUUGAAACAGCACCGUCAAGGGAGAUUGAAGGAAUAAUAACUGAAGAUAUCUGAUGUGUGUCAUGGCAAGUCAUUAAACCGGGAAAGAGACUCAUUUUAUUUGGAAUGUUUGUUAUUUAAGGAGAAGUCCGUAGCCCACUGCCUACGGAUAUCGCGUAGCCUAAACACGGAUUGUUGCUUGGAACAGUUAAGAACUUGGAAAAACAGGAACCAGGCGUGAACAGCUUUCAGUCGACGGUUGGAAAUAGACUCAAAUAUCCAGGUAAGACAAAUAGGCUGAAGAGCGGUGGAGGCUGUGUCGUGUGCAGAUGAAGGCCUGCUGGUGUUUUUAAAGUCCCACUCCUCUAAGGCUCUCAUUAACCCAAGGUACCUGUUCGUGAUGUUGAUGCCGAGACUGAGAGGAACCUGUAUUUGAGAGGAACGACAUCACUCAGAGCAUGGUGGACGCCAGACUGACGCCCCUGGCCGCCAUGGGGCUGGACCGCAGUGCUCUUAUGCGUGAUGGGCUCCGCCUCCAUGGCGGCGUGGUGUACCCAGGGAUCCGGGCUGUGUCGGCAGAGAAAAGCCGCGACAACCCCGCUGUCCUCCCGUUAGGCUACGGGCGUGACGGCUUCACGGAUCUCUACAAGCCCGACCUCGGCCUUGACAACCGCAAGGCUUCCAAUGGGUAUCUGGGCCUGUAUAAGAGCCCUCCUCCAGGCCUCCACAAGCCUCUCCUGCUGCCUGGGUCUGAGGGCCUGGGGUUGGACCGGAGAGUGGGGGGUGAGAAGUCGACAGAGCUGGGGCUGGGGGGUGCUGCCACUGGGGCUAGCUUCAUCCAUCUGCCCUGGCUCAGCCCCUACCCAGAGGCAGGGAUGUAUCCCUUCAUGGACUCCUCCAAGUACGCUGCCCUCAAUAUGUACAAGGCCUCCCUGCUAUCCCAGCCAAGCUCUUACUUUCCCCAGCACCUGGCCUACCAGUCCCUAUGUGCGGCCCAAGGAGGCAACAUCAACCCCAACGUAGCCACCUCCGCUGCCGAGAGACUGUACUUCAUGCCCCCGUACCCCCCGUCACCCCUCUCUUCCUCGCUAGUGGCUCCUCCCGUGAGGAUCCCCGCUGUGUCUGUGGCCCCCAGCUCUUUGGUGCAUUGCCAGGAAAAAGGGCUCGGUGUGGGACCUCGCAUCCACCACGAGAGCUCACCGUAUGGUCAGCAGCUCCUUCAAGUUCCUCCUCCCCCCAAACACCACCAGACUCCCACAGACAGGGAGAGGGACCGAGAGAAAGAUAGGGACAUAGAGAUGGACAGGGACAGAGAGAGGGAGAGGGAGAGACCCACCAGUAGGAGUGGUAAACCCUGCAGACCUCCCUCCAGUAAACCCCCCCCAACCACCAGCGGCUGUAAUAGCAGUAGUAUCAGUGGUCUCCCCAUAGACUCCUCCCCCCGGGCCUCCUCACGCCUCCCCCAGCCUCCUCCCCCUCUAAUUGACACCUCAGACUUACAAAGGCUGGGUCCCAGAACAGGGCAACUAACCUCUUCCUCGUCCACCACAAAGUCCAUGCCUCAUGCCUUCUACAUGAGCAGUGUGGCUCCAGAGAAUCCCUCUCCUGCCCGCCCCAGUUCCCACAAACCAAGGCCGAGAGAUGGGGGCCUGGAGCUCCGGGUUGGGGGCUGUGAGAAGAGACCUAGUCAUUCCCCCUCCAAACCCUCCACAGAGUGGCCGGUCCAUCCAACUCCGUCUACCAAAGACCUCCCCGAGAAGCCUCUGGACUUGUCUGGCAGAAUGUUGGAGUAUGGCCUGACCCCCAAUGGCUACCCUGCAAAGCUCGAUGCUCUAGCCAUGGCUAGGGGGGCGACAGGGGGGCGAUACAGCCUGCCUCCCAGCCGGGAGCAUCAAAAGGAAACCCACUUCAACCCCACUGUCAGCAGCACUUCCUCCAAGGCCUCUGAGAGACCAGAGAUGAUCAGCACUUUACACUCCUCAUGGGUGGUGCCCACCCCAACCCCCAGCUCCACCCACGCACACCACCUAGCUUUGCCCCAGUCCCCCAGACCGAGCCCAGACCAGACGCAGCCCCUACCCCAGACCUCCUCAUCCUCCUCUGUUAUCAAACAUAAGGGCCUGGAGAAAGUCCUGCCCCAGCCUCAAUGUUCUCCUAAUUCCAGGUUAGGAGAGUCCAUCAACCCCUCUCUGGCAACCUCUAUCCCCUUGUCCCCCAAGCCUAAUGGUGAUUGGCUGAAACAUAGCCCAGGCCAAUCAGAGAGCUCUUCGGUGUUCACCAAUCACAGAGAGAUCCAGGAGAAGAUUUCGAAAGCAGCAAAGAGACCCGAGCCACCGACUCAAGACGUAUCGUCCUUUAAACGCCAAUGUAUGGAGAAUGGACACACCCCUAGCCACCUGUACUUGCCACAGGGUGAGGCCUAUCUGCCCCCCAGCCUAGCGUACGCCAACCGGUACCUGCCCUACCCCGUCCCAGACGGCAUGUCCCUUCACCCCCUACCCCAUACAAUGCCGGGUAAGGGCCCAGUUUACCCCCACCCUGUACUGCUGGGGGGCAACAGCCUGUAUCCUGCCCACCUAGCAGCCCCCAAACAUUCCCUACCUUACCAUCACAGUCUACCACCGGCAGCUAGCCAUGCAGCUGGGGAGUACCUCACCUACAACUCCCAGGAAAUGGUCCACCCUCUGAUGCACCCUCACCCGAACAGCAAUCCCCAAGAACGGACAGGAGAUGGGAGCCUGUCCAAGCCUGAGAGGGAGGCAAGCGAGCAGGGUGGAAAUCAGACCAAGCAACCCUCCUACACGGAAAGAAUAGUGUGUAUUGACCUGGUUCACUCUGACACAGAUGGAGAAUGUUACCCGUCCUCCAACAAACACACACCACCUCUGCCACCACCCAUCCAACACAGCAGGGGCAGCAAAAAGGAAUGUUGUCACGAUAACCAAAACGGGAGGGAGGCAGAUCGUGAAUCAAAACACCAGCAUCAUCAGCAUGAUAAUCGUCAUCUCAGCAUCAGCCAAAAACCCAACCCCCCAGACAGGCAUCAAGAGACCACCUCAUGUGGGAGACCCAGGGCACCCCAGGACACAGGCUGCCCUGGCAUGGCCUCUACCCCACCUAAAGGCAGCCCUGUUAGGAUGAGCAGGCCAGGAGAGAACCCUGAGGACCGUGGCCCAAGCCCAGACCCUGCAGACACGGUGGAGCAGGACCAGAGCACCCUGCGCUGUGCCAGGACCUCUGGAGAGAGGACCUCCAGAGAGGAGAGGGAGGAGAGGGACAGACGAGAGCCACCCCAUGCCAGUCUGCGCAACCCAGACCUGGGAAGGGAGGUUCAUGUGGAGAGGGACCGAGAGAGUGAGAGAGAGAGUGAGCGAGAAGACAGCAUGGCUGACCUGGAAGAGUCCCAUGGAGAGGGGGAUGAGGAGGAGGGCGGUCACGAAUCGUGUAAAACUUCGCGGAGGUCCAGCCUGGCCAAACGGAUUGCUAAUUCUUCGGGCUACGUUGGCGACCGCAUCAAAUGUGUGACCACCGAGCUGUACGCUGACUCCAGCAAGUUGAGCCGUGAACAGCGCGCCCUACAGAUGGAAGUCAUAUCACGAGAGGCGAGUAAUAUAACCCAACCUGCAGCUAUCUGGGAGCGGGCAAUGAUGCGGUUCUCGGAGCUGGAGCUGAAGGAGAAGGAGGGCGGCGGGGAGUGUGUGUCUGCAUCGGCAGCAGGACGGGACUUGGCUGACAGCCAGCGCAGAGACAGAGAGCUGGAAAUCUGCCAACACACCGCCAGGCAUACAGGGAGGGAGGGUGGCCCGACAGCCUAUGGCAGUAACAGAGUACCAGUGCUCCAGAGGUGUGGAGCUCAGAGCAAGGCUCACCAGAACCUGUUCCCUGGGCAGGGAGCCCCAGACUGGGCGCAGGCUGGCUGCCAGAGUGGGGCACGGGACAGAUCCCGGAAGGCAAUGCGGGAGGGGGAAAGUGGACUACCAGUGGAGUGUCGGGUUGAGGAGAACCCUGGCCUGGAGUUAUUGCCCUCCAGGAAACGUGCACACAGCUCUCAGAGAGAAGGAGAAGAAGAGGAGAAGAGAGAGAGAGGGAGCCAUCCAGAGACGAACUUGAAAGCCAGCAGUGAUGACGACCUCACCGUCAAUGCCGGUAAACUGUCUGUGCCUGGCGAAGAGGACGAUGAAGAGGUGCAGAAGCUGAAGGUUUGUAUUGAACUGAAGGGACUUCGCCUCAGCAAGCCCAGCUCCACCUCUCCGGACAGACCAGAGGUCAAAGAGGACAGGGCGUGGCCUCAUCAACUAAGGCCCAGUGAACCGGAUGUGAAAGCAGUGACUCAGACGGCAGAGAUCAAUCGAAGCUGGGCUAAUGCAAGGAUAACAAACACAGAAAAUAAACAAGCAGCCACUCCGAAUCUUCGGCAUCCAAGGGAAAGACCACCCACGCAGGGACCCAUUUCUGUGGACAGGGACCGAGGCCCCAGGGGGGAGCUCAGGAGGGGGCCGUCUGGGGGACCAGGAGUGCCCCUGUGCCCCCCUUCUCCAGUGGCCCUCCAGCCCCCUGCCACGGACACACCUCCCCUCAAAUCCCGUCGUCACAGCGACGGGGACAAACCGAAGGGCAAGCGGCCAUGCAAAACCAAGCAUACCGGCCCGAGAGUGGAGAAAGAGGGUGACCGGAGGAGAGAGGCAUGCGUGAAAAGCACCAACCACCACCGCAGCCUAGCGGAUACAAAACCAGUCCCGGAAGACAAGGUCAGUGAGCAGCGUGUUGACCCCCACCUCCAGAGAAAGACCCCCUCUUAUCCGGCUGACUACACGUGCUCUCCACCACUCCCCCAGAUGCACCCCUCCAGGCCUGUUCCUGCAGAGGGACCAGGGGAAUUGCCCCUUGUGACCCCUGCAGAGUCCCCAGUCGUCCGACCCAUUCCGCCAGAGGCCCGGAGACUUAUAGUGAACAAGAAUGCUGGAGAAACACUGCUACAGAGAGCUGCACGGCUAGGCUAUGAGGAAGUGGUGUUGUACUGCCUGGAGAACCGUGUGUGUGAGGUGAACCACCGUGACUACGCUGGCUACUGCGCUCUCCACGAGGCCUGUGCACGUGGCUGGAUCAACAUAGUCACACACCUGCUGGAGCAUGGUGCCGACAUCAACUGCAGCGCGCAGGAUGGCACCAGGCCCCUUCAUGAUGCGGUAGAGAACAACCACUUGGAUGUGGUGCGUGUGCUGCUGUCCUAUGGCGCUGAUCCAACCCUGGCCACCUACUCUGGCCGCGGCCUGCUGAAGAUGACCCACAGUCACAGCAUGGAGCGCUUCCUCACCGAGUACUUUGCUGACCUGCAGGGUCGUACAGAUGAUGACCCGGGGGUCUUCUGGGAAUUCUACGGCAGUGCAGUGUGUGAGUCUGCCGAUGAGGGGUAUGUGUUUGACAUCCUAGCAGAGCCCCCGGGACCAGAGAAGGAAGACCCGAGGGAGGUGUUUGAAUUUGAGUUCUCCGACCGCCCUCUCCUUCCCUGCUACAACAUCCAGGUUUCACUAUUCCAGGGACCCAGAAACUGGCUUCUUCUCUCAGAUGUGCUGCAGAGGUUGAGAAUAUCUGCUCGGUCUUUCCGUUCCACCUUCCCCCACCUGGAGGUGGUGACUGUGGCCGAGGCAGAGUUCUACCGCCAGGCCUCCUUGUCUCAGCUCUUCUCCUGCCCUGACGAGCUGGACGCCUUCCAACCAGACAGCAAGGAGCUGCUGGACCUUGUGGAGGGGAGCCCUGAGCUGGCUACCAUGCUGGGCUCCAGCCUGGAGUGUCUGGAUGACCAUUGGGAUGAGCCUAAGGAGGCUAACAAGAAGACUAAUACUGUGGUUAACUCUAAAGCAGUAUGUAACUCUAAGGCAAUUUCUAACGCUAAGGCAAUGGUUAUGGCUAAGGCUAAUGUCAAUGCCAAUAUGAAGGCUAUGGCUAAGAAUAAUGCUAUGGCUAAGAUGGACCCUAAGGCAAAUGCAAAGGCCAUGGCCAGGGCCAUGGCUAAUGCUGAUGCUAAGGCUAAAGCUAAGGCUAUGGCUAAUGUAAUGGCUAAGGCUGAUGCUAAUGCUAAGGCUAAGCAGGGAUCGUGACCCUUUAUCUUGACAUGCAUAGCACAUGAUAGGCUGAUUAAUGAACUGAAGCCAUGAUGAUCCCCAAGUACCUAAAACUCAACUCUGAACUGUGGUUGACUGGUUACAUAGCCCUGCCCCAAGUUGGACCGGUCAUCUUUGCUGGCUGGCUGGCUGGAGAAGAGAAUGGGUUCUUUGAGAAAUGUCUUGUAACUUAAAGAUGGUCUUAUUUUUUUAUAAAUGUGUAUUAAUAUAAGUAUAGUAUAAAUAUAGAGAUCUAACAAGAAACAUUCUCUGUUGAAUUAUCUCUUUGCUCACAAUUGUGUGUGUACCACACACACACACACACGUGUGUUUGUGAUGCAUGCAAAUUUUGUUGUUGUUUUUUGACCUAAACUUUGUGCUCGAUUUGACCCUCAGGUGCUAUUUUGUACCUGUGUUCAAAUGCAGCUUUUAAUUUAGCCUCUAAUUUAAUAAAGAAAUGAUUGUUUAAUAUUACAAUAUGAAUGAAAAACAACUUGCAUACUGCUUGUACAUAACAGGGUGACAGUGAAAUACAUUUUGGGCUGUCUUUUUUGUUCUCCCUUUGUAAUGAAAUAUCUCUUCAUUUGUAUUUAUAUUUUACAAAAUUUGCUUUUAAAUAAAUACAUAAAAACUGCUG
This is a messenger RNA of Osmerus eperlanus (European smelt), 7211 nucleotides long. Its product is annotated as BCL-6 corepressor-like. Gene Ontology annotation, biological process: negative regulation of transcription by RNA polymerase II. Gene Ontology annotation, cellular component: nucleus. The record is from RefSeq and is a predicted model, not a curated record. Bases 932 to 6571 code for a protein of 1879 amino acids. The transcript is spliced from 15 exons. NCBI's taxonomy places the organism in Eukaryota, Metazoa, Chordata, Actinopteri, Osmeriformes, Osmeridae. Gene Ontology annotation, molecular function: transcription corepressor activity; protein binding.